Molecule: messenger RNA, 1068 nt
Organism: Chrysochloris asiatica (Cape golden mole)
Lineage: Eukaryota; Metazoa; Chordata; Mammalia; Afrosoricida; Chrysochloridae
Gene: SDF4
Product: stromal cell derived factor 4
Exons: 6
Coding region: 1-1068 (355 amino acids)
Biological process (GO): calcium-ion regulated exocytosis
Cellular component (GO): endoplasmic reticulum
Molecular function (GO): calcium ion binding
Source: RefSeq, a predicted model, not a curated record
AUGGUGGGCUGGCUGGCUUCACCCUGCCGUGGAGCCCUGCGCUGCCUUUGCCUCCUGAGUGUACUCCUCCUGGUGGAUGUUUCUACACGACCUGCCAACCAUUCAGCCGCCCGGGAGAGAAUCACCAACAGGGACGAGAACGAGAUCCUACCCCCAGACCACCUGAAUGGGGUGAAGAUGGAGAUGGAUGGGCACCUCAACAAGGAAUUCCACCAGGAGGUCUUCCUGGGCAAGGCCCGUGAUGAGUUUGACGAGGACUCGGAACCUCGGAGGAGUCGGAGGAAGCUGAUGGUCAUCUUCUCCAAGGUGGAUGUGAACGCUGACCGCAGGAUCAGUGCCAAGGAGAUGCAGCACUGGAUCAUGGAGAAAACGGCUGAGCACUUCCAGGAGGCCGUCCGCGAGAACAAACUGCACUUCCGCUCCGUGGACCCCGAUGGCGAUGGCCGAGUGUCGUGGGACGAGUACCGGGUGAAGUUCCUGGCAAGCAAAGGCCACAAUGAGCGAGAGGUUGCCGAGAGGAUAAAGAACAAUGAGGACCUGAAGGUGGACGAGGAGACACAGGAAGUCCUGGAGAACCUCAAGGACCGCUGGUACCAGGCAGACAAUCCCCCCUCAGACCUGUUGCUGACCGAGGAUGAGUUCCUGUCCUUCCUCCACCCAGAGCACAGCCGGGGCAUGCUGCAGUUCAUGGUCAAGGAGAUUGUGCGAGACCUGGACCAGGACGGUGACAAACGACUCUCGCUGCCGGAGUUCAUCUCCUUGCCUGUGGGCACAGUGGAGAACCAGCAGGCUCAGGACAUUGAUGACAACUGGGUCAAAGACAGGAAGCGAGAGUUUGAGGAGCUGAUUGAUGCCAACCAUGAUGGGAUCGUGACCCCAGAGGAGCUAGAGGAGUACAUGGACCCCAUGAACGAGUACAAUGCCCUCAAUGAGGCCAAGCAGAUGAUUGCCAUCGCGGAUGAGAACCAGAACCAUCACCUGGAGCCUGAGGAGAUCCUCAAGUACAGCGAGUUCUUCACAGGCAGCAAGCUAGUGGACUACGCUCGCAGCGUGCACGAGGAGUUCUGA